Molecule: messenger RNA, 2126 nt
Organism: Phoenix dactylifera (date palm)
Lineage: Eukaryota; Viridiplantae; Streptophyta; Magnoliopsida; Arecales; Arecaceae
Product: jasmonoyl--L-amino acid synthetase GH3.5-like
Cellular component (GO): cytoplasm
Molecular function (GO): acid-amino acid ligase activity
Source: RefSeq, a predicted model, not a curated record
CCCGGAGAGUACGGAGAGGGAGGGCAAAACAGACUAAGAUCUUGGGUGGUCUUAAAAACUCUUUUUGCUUGGUUACUUUUUGUUAGGCUUUUAAGGAGGAUCCGCGCUCGGAUUUAGAGUAGACUCGUGAUACCUUUGCUCCAGAGUCUAACCCAAAGAGAGCGACUAGUAGAGAAGAGGGAAAGAGGGGGCGGAGCUCACGAGGCGGCUCCUGGCUCCUCCAGUUGAAUUCAAAGAGCUCUGCUCGAAUGGUGUUCUUCUCUGCGCAAUAUGACUUGAAUUCUUCUCGUCUGAAGCAGUAACUUUGAAGAUUCGUCGGCGCUGGUAGUGUUCGGUGGACAUAUCUUCUAAAGCUUUCAGUUUCGUUGACAUUAGAGAAGAUGACAGUUGUCGGCGUCGAGAGCGUAAUAGAGGAGUUCGAGACACUGACGAAGGAUGCCGGCCGAGUCCAGAGAGAGACCCUGCAAAAGAUUCUCGAACAAAAUGGCGAGGCAGAGUACUUGCAGAAAUUCGCUCUUGGAGGAAGAACCGACCCCGAGAGUUUUAAGGCUUGCGUUCCCUUGAUCACUCAUAAAGAUUUGGAGCCUUACAUUCAGAGGAUUUUCGAUGGAGAUACUUCACCCGUUCUCACUGGGAAUCCUUUAAUAGCGAUCACACUCAGUUCUGGUACCACUCAAGGAAAGCGCAAGUUUUUACCAUUCAGCGAAGAGCUGCUUGAGUCGACGGUGCAGAUAUACAGGACUUCAUUUGCUUUUAGAAACCGAGAAUACCCAAUUGGGAACGGAAAAGCUUUACAAUUCAUCUACAGCAGCAUGCAGAUGAAAACAAAUGGAGGGCUCAUCGCUGCAGCAGGCUCCACAAAUAUUUACCGAAGCGAACACUUCAAACGCACAUUGAAGGACAUCCAGUCUCAGUGCUGCAGCCCUGAUGAAGUUAUAUUCUGUCCCCACUUCGACCAGUCUUUGUAUUGCCACCUUCUAUGUGGGCUACUUUACUCAGAUGAAGUGCAGCACGUAAAUGCGCAAUUUGCCCACAGCUUGGUCAAUGCAUUUCGAACGUUCGAGCUGGUUUGGGAAGAUCUCUGCAAUGAUAUCAGGCAUGGAGUUCUCUCCAGCAGAAUUACCGUCCCAUCUGCCCGUGCAGCUGUUUCCAAACUUCUGUUUCCAAAUCCCACACUGGCUGAUUCCAUAUAUGAAAAAUGCAAGGGUUUAAGUAACUGGUAUGGUGUGAUCCCAGAACUUUUUCCCAAUGCCAAGUAUGUCUAUGGCAUUAUGACAGGAGCGAUGGAACCAUACUUGAGAAAGCUAAGACAUUAUGCAGGAAGCUUGCCCCUGGUAUGUGCUGAUUAUGGGGCUUCGGAGGGAUGGAUUGGUGCAAAUGUAAACCCUGGGCUGCCUCCUGAGUUGGCAACGUUUGCGGUGCUUCCCAACAUCGCGUUCUUUGAAUUUAUUCCUCUGGGAAAGCCCGAGGGGCAGGAGUUGGAGAAUGGUGCCUCCAUUGACUACAUAGAAUCAGAGCCAGUUGGUCUUACAGAAGUUGAGGUUGGCAGAGAGUAUGAAGUUGUCGUCACCAGUUUUGCAGGUCUAUGUCGCUAUAGGCUGGGGGACAUCGUAAAGGUGGCAGGAUUCCAUAACUCCACGCCUGAGCUGAGAUAUAUAUGCCGGAGAAACGUAGUCCUAUCCAUCAACAUCGACAAGAACACAGAGAAAGACGUGAUGGUGGCCGCCGAGGAGGCAGCCAAGCUCUUAGCGGCGGAGAAGCUCGAGCUCGUGGAUUUUACGAGCCACGUCGAUCGUUCGACAGACCCUGGCCACUAUGUGAUCUUCUGGGAGCUGAGUUCGGAUGCCGGCGAGGAGGUUCUGAGCAGCUGCUGCAAUUGCUUGGACCUGGCUUUUGUGGAUGUAGGCUAUGUCUGCUCGAGGAAGGUGGGCGGAAUCGGACCGCUUGAGCUCCGUGUUGUGAGGAAAGGAACCUUCCAGAAGAUUCUAGAACAUUUUCUCAGCCUUGGGACUUCGAUGGGCCAGUUCAAGACGCCCCGCUUGGUGGGCCCAUCUCGCGGCAGGGUCUUGGAGAUCCUGUGCCACAAUGUCAUCGAGAGCUAUUUCAGCACUGCCUAUGGCUGCUAA